Aspergillus melleus is the source of this 360-nucleotide messenger RNA. Its product is annotated as pyridoxamine-phosphate oxidase. The record is from RefSeq and is a predicted model, not a curated record. The coding region runs from base 1 to 360 and encodes 119 amino acids. Lineage: Eukaryota; Fungi; Ascomycota; Eurotiomycetes; Eurotiales; Aspergillaceae. The transcript has 4 exons.
AUGCAUCUCUUCAAUAUUAUCCUUGCCUUGAUGGCAACCUUUUCGAUGGUCAAGGCCGCCCCUGUUGAGCAGGACAGUGCUGUCCAGGACUAUGCUUCUCCACAUGACCGCGGGAUUGUGGCCCCAGAAGUCGACAUCGAGGAGCCCGAAACUGAGAGCUUCAGCACACUGGGAUGUCCCAAUGGAUGGAAAUACUGUGGAAAAUGCAACGGAACAAGGUGCAAGGUUGGGGGUCUUCACUUCGGUUGUAAAGAAGGCACCAGCUGUACAAGGCAGAGUGGAGGCGGAGAUGGAAAGCUCUGUGGUGCAAAUGGCCUUUUCAAUGGCAUGGUCUGCCCUGGAAAGACGAGAAGAUCUUGA